This is a messenger RNA of Ictalurus punctatus (channel catfish), 4400 nucleotides long. Its product is annotated as KIAA2013 ortholog. NCBI's taxonomy places the organism in Eukaryota, Metazoa, Chordata, Actinopteri, Siluriformes, Ictaluridae. The record is from RefSeq and is a predicted model, not a curated record. The coding region runs from base 678 to 2573 and encodes 631 amino acids. The transcript has 3 exons.
UUGAAGUGCGACACUUCCGGUUAUGAGUCAGCCCGCUUUACGGCAGUUUAAACAAACCAAAAUGUCAAGUUUGGUGGGUUGAUAAACCAGCUAGCUGGUACUUAAAAUGCCGUUUCCUUGGAUUUACGUAAGGAAGAAAACUGGAUAAAGGCAAAGAAUCGUAAGAUAAUCAGCGGUCAUUGGGAGCUACGCGAGAUUUUUAAGCUUAUCUCGAACAGACAACGUUAGCUAUGAAGCUAGCUGCAUGAGUAAUGUGCAAGUCAGUCAGCUGACUCAUAAGACGGCAAGCCAGAUAGUAAAGUUUGAAGUGUUUUAGUGCUAAAUAUUCUAAGAGUGAAGUAAAUUGGUGUAGGUUUUACAACGAUUAGUAGUUCAGGGCAUGCAAAAAGUACGUUGUCAAGGCAGUUAAGAAAUAUGACUUGUUUACUUGGUUGCAUAACUGGCUAGACAAGCUAGAAUUAGCUGUACUUUUUAACUAAGAAUAACGUGCUGAACGUCAUGCUAACGUUCAGAAUUAGUUGUUGAACAAGUGAUUAAAAAAAUUGCAAGCUGGUUAAGAAUUACAGUGGCAUUCAGGCAUUGUGCCACUCAUUACUGUGCACUUAUUACUCUCAGGUUAUAUUGUUUUCUAUUCUACUGGUUGGUCCAAAUCUAGAGAAAUCACCAAAUAUCAGCUGAUGUGUGACUAUUUAAAGGAUAGCAGAUCUAAAAUAGAAACCAUGUGGCUUCAGCAGAGAUUUAAGGGACUUCCUGGUUUGCUCUCAAGUAGCUGGGCCAGACGUGUUUUGGUCGUCUUGCUCCUUUUCCUUAUAUUUUACUGGUACUUGAGCUCUGAUGGGAUCUUCAAGUUCCCCGGUUUCUUCCGGAAGCCUGGAGGCGCUGCAGGAGUCUGUCUGCAGACUGAUAUUAACAGAUGGACAACACAAGUUGAACAUGGCGAAGGCAUCAUGAGCACGCCGCAGUUGAAAGUCCCAGCACCGUUUGUAACGGGUAAUGGACACAUCUUGGUGGACGUGGAUUCUAACAAACUCUGGGUGACGUCGUCCUCUCAGCCGGGUUUGGCCCCAGUCCACCUGACGGAAUAUUCCCCCAUAGUACGAUGGCAGAUCCCUGGAGCACGCUCUGAGGCACAGGCUAAGAUGCUGUGGUACAGGAAAGGCUCUGUGCUCUCUUCCCGGUGUAUCCUGCUCGAUAGUUCCCAGUCCUUUCGAGAUUGCGUCGUUAUUCGAGAGGAACAUGUCGCCCACCGGAGCCGACCUAACGUCUACAUCCAGCGGGUUCACAUAAACAACCCUACAGACAAAGCGAUAUCAGUCGAGGUGUCUGUGGAAUCGCCGUCAUUUAGGGGUGUUGCAGAGAAGAUGGAAGAUAAAGAGUUCAUGCUUUCCACUGGAAAAGUUCUCACAGAAAAGAAGGAAACGGUGUUGAUGGCUGUGGGGACAAAACGCUUGAGCACACUGAUCAAGGUCCCUGCGAAAUCCGACCAUACUGAAAACAUAGUGAGCGUAAUUCACACGUCCGAGCCCGUCGAGCCCUCCAAGAUGGAUGAGACCUCCAGCAAACUUCAAGAUGAUGUCAAAAGAGAGAUGGUGGAGUUGCUACGAGUUAAACUGGAAGAUUUGGUCCAGGAGCAUCAGCAGGCGUGGGCGGAUCUUUUCAUAUCGGGUAUAGAGAUUAGGAAAAUCACCGAUGCCCACACGCCAUCGAGCCAGACGGUCAACACUACACUGUACUACAUUCUGUCCUCCUCCACGGCACCCCUGCUGGAGAGCACUCUCAGCACAGAGGAGCGCGAGAAGCUCGAGUCAAGCCUGAACUACGCUGAUCACUGCUUCAGUGGCCACGCCACCAUGCACGCUGAGAACCUGUGGCCUGAGCGCGUGAGCAGCACUGCUUCUCUCCUGCAGCUAGUUAAUCUCUGGACAUUAACUCUCCAAAAACGCGCCUGCAAGGCUCUGGUUUCAGCGGGUGCUCAUGGCAUGAUGCAAGCUGCGACGCUCAGUUUUGGUGGCCUGCAGUUCACAGAGAACCACCUGCAGUUCCAGGCCGAGCCGAGCGUCCUGCAUAAUAGCUAUUCGCUGCGUGGCUUGCGCUACCACCGGGACCGCAUCAGCCUCUCCGUGGUGGCCGACGCAGAGGGCCGGCCCUCUCUGCACGUCUCCGUACAGCCGCAGGAUGAAGAGAAGCCGGUGAAGCUGUACGCCUGCGAGGCAGGGUGCAUCAACGAACCAGUGGAGCUCACGUCUGAGCCCCGGGGUCACGUUUUCCCCGUUUUAGUGACGCAGCCUCUGACGCCGCUGCUCUACAUCUCGACAGACCUGAGGCACCUGCAGGAUCUGCGCCACACUCUGCACGUCAAGGCCAUCCUAGCACACGAUGAGCACAUGGCCAAGCAGGACCCGGGUCUGCCCUUCCUAUUCUGGUUCAGUGUGGCAUCUCUCGUCGCCCUUUUCCACCUCUUCCUCUUCAAGCUCAUCUACAACGAGUACUGCGGCCCCGGGGCCAAGCCGCUCUUCAGGAGCAAGUAUGAGGAUGAGCUCUGUCCCCCAUCAUUUCAUAAAGCAGAUCUUUAAGAUGAAGCCCUUCCUGAAGUCCUGAGGACGACACGUAAAUUCUCAUAAUCAAUCACUUUACUGUGGAAUCUAUCAUUGAAUAUUAUCACUUGCUUAAUUUAUUCAUAGAAAACAGUAUUGCUCUGCUGGUGCUGUAAAGCAGGAAAAGUAGGAUUUGGGAUGUCAUAUUUACACAUAAUGUACAACAUAAUUGCAUAUAUAUAUAUAUAUAUAUAUAUAUAUAUAUAUAUAUAUAUAUAUAUAUAUUUAAAAAAGACAUCCACUAUGCAUUGUGUUAUAUAAAUGAAAAUUAUACACUACAGGGCUAACAUUAAUUUUUAGCUAAAUGCUCAUAUUUCACUAAAGGUAAAUGAUACAUAUAAGGAACUGCUAUUUGUGCUAGUUGUAAUUUUAGGAUCAAGAUUUAAGACUGGAUUUGUUCACUGAUUCCUCAACAUGGGUUCACGUCUGUGAAUUCAUAACGAUCCACAUCACUAAAUGGCUUGCUGUUCCACUUUUUUGUUUUAUUUUUUUUAUUUUUAUUUUUUUUUUAAAAAUAACUCCAUCUGUACUGUAUGAAAUCAAACAAGCCACACUUCCCUUUGCUCAUUUGAUUUAAUACAAUUGUUGAGGCCUCUGGGGGGCGCCCGGGGGCCUCAACAAUUUGGUGUGAAAAAUAAAUAAAUACAUGAUUUUUUCUUUUCCACUCUCAGACAACCACACACACACACACACACACACAAAAUCAAUUCCUAAUCUAAUGUAAUGUAAAGAUGUAAUUAUUAAUAAUAAAAAAAAGGGGGGUGGGGGGAAUAUAUUCAGAAGUCUGUAUUUUUAAUGCGUUUUAAAGACAUCUUGAAAAAGGGGCGCUUCGGCCAAAUGUUAAUGCCAUUUGGGGGGCCUUGCCCUGGAAAAGUUUUGGGAACCCCUGAGGUAGAAUACAUUUCAAGCACAGAGUUAUUGCAAAACUAAUUUUCUGCCACAACUAAAUGCUGAGAGCUGUAGCAAGUGAGUAGUAGCUAUUCAGGAUUCAAAUUAGAGUGUGAAUUGGUGUAUCCCAUGCCCAGAUAGGAUGUACCAUGAAGAAACACCACUAGGUGGUAAUAUUUCAAAUGUACUACAUACUCUGAACUGUAAGAAGAUCAGUGCUCCAAGUGUAAUAUAAGUAAUGCUGGACAGAGAAGGAUAUUUAAAUUGAAGUGAUGGUAAUUAAAGACCUGAAUAAACCUGAAUAAUGCAUAUGCUUGCACAUGUUUAAUGUCUCCUGUUGACAUUAUCUGUAGUGAUUUACACAAUUGCUUAUAAAUCUUUUUUCAUGUCUAAAUGAAUAAUGUAUCCACAUGUACUGAAUGCGGGUAUGACAAGAAUAAUGUAGGUGUAGUGUGCUCUAUCCUAGUUGUAGGAUAUCCUAAAUCAAGACUAUUUAGUUAUAUUUUGUAGUCUAGGGCUAACUCAUUUAGGCACUAAUCACUGUCAUGACACAAUGUAUUUAUAUGGGAUAUGUACAUAAAAAUGGUUUAAAAAUCUAAAAUCUAAACAUGUCUUUGUGAAUAUUAAUGUGUGCAUACAUUUAGGCUGUUCAUAUUUAAUUCAAAUAAUGUGGAUUAUUUGUUUGCUUGUAUACAAAUAAGUUUACAUCUUUCUCAAAUCAGCUGUAUGGCUUGUGCACAUUUUUUUCUUCUUCAAAAUUAUGAACCUUAUGAAGCGGGGUGGAGUGGGGUGGGAAAUAUUUUAUAUGUUAAUUAUUUUAUGUGCUGAAUGUAGUUUUAACAUAGAUUUUUAUGGGUAAUACUGGAUGUUUUGUUGGAAAUUUAGUUUGGAAGGAAUAAAGAUUUUUUUUUCUGUUGA